AGAACGUUAAUCUUGUAUUGUUUUAUCAACAGUUUUCACCAUAUGUUAAUGUGAAGAGUGAACAGUAAAUGGUUAAUCUUACUGCGAUCUGGUUUGCAUUGGCUGUGGUUUAUCCGGACGUUAAAUUCGGCGUUUCGUUACACCCAAAGGAGAACGUUACAGUGAAAAAGCGGCAUUAUCAGGUGUUUCAAGUGCUGCAAUGUCAGCUCAAUCCAGCAUCAAGUCGACGCCGCCCAGCGACAAGGGCAGUAAACCGACAUCAAGUAAGCCCACCCAGGCGUUAUCAGGUGUUCCAAGUGCUGCAAUGUCAGCUCGAUCCGGGAUCAAGUCGAUGGCGCCCAGCGACAAGGGCAGUAGAACGACAUCAAGUAAGUCCACACAGGCAAGAGCCAAGGCAGAAGCCGCCAAGGUGCGACUGCAUUACGCCAAACAAGAAGCAGUUUUGAAAAUGAAACUGGCCACCAAAGAAGCCGAAAGGGCCGCCAGACAAAGAGAAGAGGCUGCCAGAGAAGCCGAAAUCCAGAAAGAAAGGGCCGCCAGAGAAGCCGAAGAGGCUGCCAGACAAAGAGAAGAGGCUGCCAGACAAAGAGAAGAGGCCGCCAGAGAAGCCGAAACCCAGUUGGAAAUGGCAAAAAUAUUGACAGAGUUGCAAGUGCUGCAGCUAGAAAGAGAAGAAGAAGCUGCCAUGGCGGAAGCAAAGUACAUAGAACAAGCUGAAGGGUCGCGUGAUCUGACCGAAGUAAGAUCUACUUUAGAAAGGACCAGACUGGAACGCACAAGCGACUAUGUACAAUAUCAAAUAGACAGGCAGGCUCGUCUCCCCUCUCCAUACGUAUUCGAUAACUUCCCCAGCUACGAGGAACCUCAGAGAGUCACGGUUGCAUCACAUCCAUACGAGGAAGGAAAUUUACCCUCACGGCUCCGUGAUGAAGUCAAGAAUGAAAGAACCGACAACGCUCCUUCACCCCCACAACAGGACGGCGGGGAGGGAGAGGUUCACUCCAGGACAACAGUUGUCAGCUCGAACUGUACAGAAGUUUGCGGUCAAACUCAGUCAAGCCGUUCUUGUUCCGAGAUCUGCCUCACUGAGGUGUACCCUAAAGAAGCACAACAAGACAUUACCAAGCGUAAAGUAACCGACGAGACGCUAGGUCAGUCAGUUUUCAUUCAAACCGAGGAUGACAACAAACUUGCACAAUCAGCUCAAGAUACCAUUUCUUUAAAAACCAAAGACACCAAGGUCUUCAGAGAUGAAGCAAAUAAUGGGGUUGCCCCAUUGCCAAUCAGAGAACCACGCCAGCGCUCACCAGAUAACAAAGAGCAGGCAGUCAAACGGUUCACGUCCUUACGGAAAACCUGGAAAAGGAAACCUGAGAUACAGCAACGCACCCGAUUGGCCCACGAGGUACUGUGCACCCUAAUGGCAGAGGUCACAGCCAUUAUAAACGCACAAUCAUUCCUACCUGUGUCUUCUGACCCAGAAAACCCCUUUAUACUUUCGCCAUCAAUGCUCCUUACACAGAAGGCAGGGGCACCUCCUCCACCAGGAGACUUUUCAGACAGGGAUCUGUACACAAAGCAAUGGAGACAAGUCCAGGCUCUGGCAAAUCAGUUCUGGCCUCGCUGGAGACAAAAAUAUCUACCUUUGUUGCAACAGAGACAAAAGUGGACAGAACCCCGCAGGAAUCUUCAAGUUGGAAACUUAGUCCUGCUCAGGGACAAGCAAGUCGCUCGCAACAGCUGGCCAAUGGCCAGAAUCACUGCUACAUUCCCUAGCGAGGAUGGACAUGUCAGGAAGAUCGAAUUGAAGACUACCGACCAAGGCGAUGUGAAAAUUUACCAAAGGCCAGUUACAGAAGUUAUUCUACUUCUACCCAAUGACUGAUUAAGAGACUAAGUUUUGUACUCUGCUCAUUGUGACCUUACGAAGGUCAAGCGGGGAGUGUGCUGUCUUUACGACAGUUAUUUAGUUUAUAAUAUUUUCGCUUAGUAAUUCAUUCAAUAGUAUUUUCUAGUUAGAAUUAGGAGUGUUUAAAGUAUAUUCAUUGCAUGUAAAAUAUAUCGGCAUGCGAUGACGUCACAUCCGGUUUCGCCGCGUCUUGUGGGAAAACACCGGUUUGAAAUUAGCGCGAGGGUGGGGGCUUUCCACGAGGCUCACCUGAGCAGAAGUAGUUUUGCAGGCAUGAGAAAUCACAGUGAGAGCAACGCUUUUUCACCAUAUGUUAAUGUGAAGAGUGAACAGUAAAUGGUUAAUCUUACUGCGAUCUGGUUUGCAUUGGCUGUGGUUUAUCCGGACGUUAAAUUCGGCGUUUCGUUACACCCGAAGGAGAACGUUACACGAGUGAUGAUAAACCUGAUUCAGAUAUGGGUUUUUCCUACUGAGAAUGGAAAGGAGGCAAGGAGAGGGGGAUCAUGGUUGGGAAAAGGGGGAGAGUGGGAAGCACCAGAGAGGGAUUCUGUAAUGAUCAAUAAACAAAUUGUUUGAAAUCCAAUGACCUUGCUGUGUCUGCACUCACACCACCCUGUACCCUGGCACUUCUCUGCCACUUGUCCUACAGCCCUCCUGUGGUGCUCCACCCUCACCAUUCGCAACAUCCUUUGCUCCUGCCAGAUUUACAAACUUGCUCUCUGCUUCACAUUCACAAAUAAUGUUCUGUGCAAGUGUUAGCCAACUAGCUAUACAUAAGUGCCUUUGACCUUUGAACAGUACUGUUAAAUACUGGGAAUAUUGUCUUAGGUGAGGAAGUUGCUCAUUAUCCCAGUCCUCAGGGAAGAUUUUGUGGAAACAGUUAUUAGCAGAAUCUCAGUACUUGUGAUCUAUAAUGACCAGCAUUUAAAACGCAAACACAUUAAUGAACAAGACAAAAUCUGCAGAUGCUGGAAAUCUAAGCAACACACACAAAACGCU
Messenger RNA from Hypanus sabinus (Atlantic stingray), 2908 nucleotides. RefSeq lists its product as uncharacterized. The record is from RefSeq and is a predicted model, not a curated record. Lineage: Eukaryota; Metazoa; Chordata; Chondrichthyes; Myliobatiformes; Dasyatidae. The transcript is spliced from 2 exons. The coding region runs from base 200 to 1885 and encodes 561 amino acids.